Messenger RNA from Symbiodinium natans, 972 nucleotides. NCBI's taxonomy places the organism in Eukaryota, Dinophyceae, Suessiales, Symbiodiniaceae. The record is from the annotation of a GenBank genome assembly.
AUGGCCCCAAGCGGGAACACCCGCCUGUCCCCACACGCCCAUAUGGAACACUGGACGAAUGAGCUGGGUCCGAGUGAGAUCAACUCGACACUGGAAACCGACGCCGACCACCAGCUCAUGGUCAUCCCAGAGAACAUGGAGGAGGAAUUGCAUCGCCUGGGCGCCUCCUCCGACAUGAUCUUUCAUCUCAAAGAGGAUGACGAGAUGGUGCAUUUGCCGAUGCCCGGCAACCUCGACAGAUCAAUUCGCACCGAGGCUUUGCGUUGCAUGUUCAACAUGCUUCAGGCACAUCCUUUGGGUACAAGCAGUUGGUUUCAGGCGGCCCUGCUUUUUGAUCGCAGCGCAGCAAGCAAGAGCUUCUGCUUGGAAAAGCUACCGCUGACCUGUACGUGCUUGACAGGCAUUGCCUUGAAGUGCGACUUUGCUACAUGGCUGGAUUCCACACAGAACUGCGUGACUGCAGCAGUGUCCAACCGAACAGUCUCGCAGCAUGAGAAGAAGGUCUUAGAGGCGCUCGAUUUUCGCGUGGUAGCCCCCUGCGUACUGCGGUGGUGCCAGACUUACUUCACUCGCUUCGGACUCUUGGCGAGCCGGGAUUUCCAACUUCCCCUUCAGCAGAUGCACGGAACGGUGUUGAUGUUCGCACGCGCCGUGGUGAUGUGUGUUCCAGCCUCCCCAAUGCUCAGCCACGGCAAGCUGGCCGCCGGACUGUUUAGCCUGAGCUUGGUGUUCUCGGGCCUGCUGCCAAUGGCCAGCCUCAUGCCGUCGAGCAUGAGCGUUGCAGAGUGGACCGCCCUUUUUGCAGCGACCCCUCCAGCUGUAACGAUGAGGCUCAUGGACAUGAUGUGCUUGGCCGUCAUGGAAAAGCCUGACGUCAUCCGCGCCUGGUCAAGGCAUGCAGUAGAAGCCUUGAGCGAGUCACUGCAGCAAGUUCUCAUCUUCCAAGGGCAGCAAGGAGCAAGGAAGGCCUAG